CCUUUCCCACCCCUCGGAGUGGAGCUGCACAUGCGGCUGCUCCCUAUUCCGUCCCGCCCAGCCACCGUCGUGCAGGCACGGUGUCCCUGCAGCCCCCAGCCGAUGGCAGGACAGUAGCCGCCUGUCAGGGGUCGUGAACGUCCGAGGCAGACGCCGAGGCUCCGGGCCUCAGAGAGUGGCUGUCUCCGGAGGCCAUGGGCUACCCUGAGGUAGAGCGCAGGGAAUCCCUGCCUGCCGCAGCGCCACGGGAGAGGGGAAGCCAGGGCUGCGGCUGUCGUGGGGCCCCUGCCCGGGCGGGUGAAGGGAACAGCUGCCGGCUCUUCCUGGGUUUCUUUGGCCUCUCGCUGGCCCUCCACCUGCUGACGCUGUGCUGCUACCUAGAGUUGCGGUCUGAGUUGCGGCGGGAACGGGGAGCCGAGUCCCGCCUGGGCGGCCUGGGCGCCCCUGGCACCUCUGGCACCCUGAGCAGUCCCAGUAGCCUCGACCCAGUCGGUCCCAUCACCCGCCACCUCGGGCAGCCGUCCGUUCAGCAGCCUUUGGAACUUGGAGAGAGCACACUACCCCCGGACUCCCAGGACCGCCACCAGAUGGCCAUGCUGAAUUUCUUCUUCCCUGAUGAAAAGUCAUAUUCUGAGGAGGAAAGUAGGCGUGUUCGCCGCAAUAAAAGAAGCAAAAGCAGUGAAGGAACAGAUGGUCCUGUUAAAAGCAAGAAAAAAGGAAAGAAAGCAGGGCCACCUGGGCCCAAUGGUCCCCCAGGACCUCCAGGACCUCCAGGACCCCAGGGACCCCCAGGGAUUCCAGGGAUUCCUGGGAUUCCAGGAACAACUGUUAUGGGACCACCUGGUCCUCCUGGCCCUCCUGGUCCUCAAGGACCCCCUGGCCUCCAGGGACCCUCUGGUGCUGCUGACAAAGCUGGAACUCGAGAAAACCAGCCAGCUGUGGUGCAUCUACAGGGCCAAGGGUCAGCAAUUCAAGUCAAGAAUGAUCUUUCAGGUGGAGUGCUCAAUGACUGGUCUCGCAUCACUAUGAACCCCAAAGUGUUUAAACUACAUCCCCGCAGUGGGGAGCUGGAGGUACUGGUGGACGGCACCUACUUCAUCUAUAGUCAGGUAGAAACCUUUUUCCCUCUGCUUUUGUCCUUUUCCUACCCUGGGCCCCUCUCUCCCCACCCAGGUCUGCUAGUACCCAUCCAUUUCCACCCCUCAUUGUUUGCCUCUACUGGGGCUCUCCUCAGAGCUAGAAAUAGGUAUACUACAUCAACUUCACUGACUUUGCCAGCUACGAGGUGGUGGUGGAUGAGAAGCCCUUCCUGCAGUGUACCCGCAGCAUUGAGACAGGCAAGACCAACUACAACACUUGCUAUACAGCGGGUGUCUGUCUCCUCAAGGCGCGGCAGAAGAUCGCUGUGAAGAUGGUGCAUGCUGACAUCUCUAUCAAUAUGAGCAAGCAUACCACCUUCUUUGGGGCCAUCAGGCUAGGUGAAGCCCCUGCAUCCUAGACUCCCCCAUUUUGCCCCUUCCCAUGCCCCAACCCCAGGUUUGGGAGCCAGGAGUCCCAGAACCUCUAAGUGCUGCUUUGGAGUGAAAUAUAUUGGCAUUGCAGCCACAGAGAGAAAUGCCCCAGUGCUAUUUAUUCCCCAGUGACUCCAGGAUGACAAGGCCUGCUUGACUUCCCAGAAUGACCUUGAGUUUAUGGAGUGCCAGGGUUUGAAGAAAGCAGAACCUUCCUAGGCUCCAUGUUGACUCCUCAAUCCCUAGGUCCCUCCUGUCAGAAUUUUUAUUUGUUGCACUAAAAUGAGAAUCCAGGGCAGCAGGUCAGAGAAAGCAGAGGUGGAUUCCAGAUGCUAUGUGUGACCACCUGACCCCAAAGGGCUGCUACUCCUCUCUUGGCUGGGGGUAGUGUGUUAGGGUGCAGCCUGAGAGGACCAAGGGUGAGAAGAAGCAGGUGCUUGUGGCAGAGACCUGGGGAGAGACCUGCCUAGCAGUCUUUGGCAGAGGAGCUAUUCUUGCUACUUUGCACUGUGACCUGCAAGAGAGUCAAUGAGCUCUUCCCACUUAGGCUAAGACCAUACUGUGGCAGCUUGCUGGGACUCCAGAGCUGGGAACUUUACCCUAACUUGGAAUCACUGCAGGACUGGCCACAACCCUGCCUGUGUAAGAACCUAAGUCCAUACUUGGGGCCAUGCAUAUCUCACUUUGUUUACAGCUAUGCUCCAUGCUCAGAGAAAUUCCUGGGGUCCCCUCCUAAUUGCCAUGCUCCCCAGCCUGACUAGAACUCCUGCCUUCUUUCUCCACAGUGCCUACCUCUGUCUGAGACAGGUGCCUCCUCUGGGACCUGUUCUCAUGUGAGUCUGGUAUAUUCUUUAGCUUAACCUGGGCACAAAGAGAGUUUUUCAUUGAUUAAGCAAUUUAAGUAUCUAGUAAAAAUUAUGUCUGGGAGCAAGGCGUUAAACUGAAUAACCUUCAAAAGUCCCUUUGAGUUUGAAUAUUUGUGGCUCUCAACAGUUAGCUGCCACAAUAACCUUCCGAAUUUCCAAACCCUACACUUCCUUGGGCUUCAGCCACACUUUUCUACCUGGCCCAGAAAGGACAAUAGGUGAGCAUAGGACAGGGAGUUCUGUCCGAGUUUGCUGUAACCAAAGUGAUCAUUAGGUCAGACCUUAUCUGAAAGGAUAGUAGGUGAUGGCCUCCUGGCCCAGUCUUCAGAAACAGAGUGUGGUUAUCCCAGAGGCCUAUGCUGCUCCCCUAAAGCUGGGCACAGGGAAACCCAGCAUCUUGACAUUGAGCAAUGAUCUGGCCCCUACUUCAGAUCCAAAAGCACCUGCCUCAAGCUUCCUGGCAGGUCAUAUGCUAAUAUCACUCACAAGCCUUCUUUCUAAUUGCCUGAACUCAGCCUGGCUUCAGGGUGCUAGAUCCAGCCCAAAGCUAAAAGGAUCAGCCUGUACACUCAGCUUCUCUUGCUCCUGAAACAUGUUUCCUUCUGAGGAGAGGGAAGAAAUUUCCUCAGGCAACUUAAAUCCACCAAAACCCACAGGGUCUUACUUCUCAGCUGUGCCUUCCAUUUCUAAGUAGCCACUUGAUCCUACUAGGGGCAGGACAAGAAGUAGUGAGCCAGGCCUCCAUAGUCUAAUGGUAAUAACAGCUUUUCAAUGCAAAGGAAGGCAAACUUGAGGCAUGCAUCUAGCCCCAAGGGCUUUGAAUAAUCUGCAGUAGUACCAGGAACUGACAGAAGCUCUCCUUACUGUUAGAAAAUGACUUCCUUUUUAUUUCCUUUGAAGAAGGCAGAGUAGAGACAUCUUGAACAUUAUUGUUUGGGUGAGGAUCAGAGAAGUGAAGUGCUUUAACUAAUAUCUCACCCAGUUUAAGUUACACAACCAGGGCUUCAGCAAAGUCCAACUCCCAAACUAUUCCCUUACCACAGCACUGUAUGAAAUUUGGAAUCUAGAGAGAAACAAUAAAAGUGAUCAUGUGGAACCAUCAUUUUUGAGGAUGUUCUCAUGGCUGCCAGGGGCUCUGUGGCAAAAGUCAGAUGUUUCCUUGGGAAACAGCCAUCAGCUUUAGAGUUCUUAUGUUCAGAAAAAUCUUUUCAACACCAUAACCAAGUAACAGGUCUUUCAUACCCACAGAAUUGAUAGCCCUCAUGAUCUUUUACCAUCCAGUGAAACCAGCAGCCAUCAUGGAUGGAAUGCCCACUGAGGGCAAGAUCCUCCUUUCAUUACCCUCCACACAGGUUCCCAGAGCCGGUCUGCUUCCCACAUCUACUUAACGUGUCUCCUCUCUUUCUGCCAUAUCACAGAGACCUUGUUGCUAUGGAGGUCUCAAGGACAGAGGCAAAACCUGAGAGGACCAGGUCUGGGGCCAGAUGGCUGUGAGGAGAGUAGGAGAGUAGCCUUCUUAAUUGUGCCCUGACGGGCAUGCUGAUUCCCAUUGCACCCUCCAUACAUGGAAGGGAUCAUAGAGGAAUUAGCUUCCCACUGAUCUUUUCAUUUAUUCUGAACCUUCACAAGGAGCCCUGGAGGGGGAGUGUUGGGGAAGGAAGCAAUAGAUAGCAGCAAACCCUGUUGUGGUGCAGUCAUUGGUGAGUGGUGAGGUAUUUUACUGAUAAAGAGAUAGAUUUACAGUUUAGAAUUAUUAUGAUGUGAGGUUAUCAGAGGGUCAUAGCUAGUGUUGAAAAUAGGACAAGGAUGUUUGUGGAUAAGCAGAAGACAGACUUGAAGAAGUGUUGUGUGGUAGGAGCCUCUACUAGCUGCUUGGGUUGCAACAGCCAGUCUGGCACAAAAGGCAGCUGCUGGAGGUUGCAUGGCUACUGGUUCCCUGGAAGAUUUAGUAUUUGCCUUAGUUGCCCCUUCAUCCACCCUGAGCCAUAUCUCUUUUGCUUAGCAGGAAGCGCUAGGAACCCUAGAGGUAAACAAAGAUUUUAAUCCAAGUGUGAGUUUUUGCAUUUUAUGUAGCAUCAAGUGGAUGCAAGCAGAUUCAGAGAAAUUUUUGAGCUAAAAAGGCUCUUAGAGGGAAUACAGUACAACCUACAUUCUAUCCUGUUACUCAUGUGAAAUUGAUGACCAGAGAGAGAAAGGUAGCCUUGCCCAAGACAAUGAGCAAGCUCUCACCCCCAGAUUCAGCAGAGGGAAGGGACAGGACCGCUUGCCCCACUGGGCCACCUCUUUCAUCCAACCAUAGACUCAAGGCUGGAAAUGCUCAUUCCCACUUCAGGAGCUUGGCCAGUCAAGGACAAUAGUUAUAGCCUUUGUGAAAACUCAGCUCCCAACCCUAAUGCACUAGACUGGCCUUCCUAGUGUUAUUCCAGUUCCCAUUCUCACCUAGGCCAUGAGCACUACAAAGAAAUCUGAUUUGUUCUCUUAAUCCAUUUCAAGGCUCUCUCUAGAAGGGGGUGAGGUGUAUUGUUUCUUAAUUCGAAGAGCUUCCAGCUGGGAUGGGGGAAUCUUUUGUGAGAAUGGCCUGGAGUAGGCCCAAUGCUGCUUUGGGGGGUCAGCAUCCAGUGUGAGAUAUCGUGUAUAUAAACUAUACAUAAUGUAUAUAAACAGGGAUGUAAGUUUGUGUAAAUUAAUGGUUUAUUCUUUGCAAAUA
Molecule: messenger RNA, 5084 nt
Organism: Jaculus jaculus (lesser Egyptian jerboa)
Lineage: Eukaryota; Metazoa; Chordata; Mammalia; Rodentia; Dipodidae
Gene: Eda
Product: ectodysplasin A
Exons: 9
Coding region: 195-1409 (404 amino acids)
Biological process (GO): immune response; animal organ development
Cellular component (GO): membrane
Molecular function (GO): death receptor agonist activity; death receptor binding; tumor necrosis factor receptor binding
Source: RefSeq, a predicted model, not a curated record